AUGGUUGAUAGGACUAACGAUCGAAAGAAGGAGCAACUCAAGUCUCGGACAUGCCUCGUUCCAACCGCACUUGCACCUGGUGGUGAAGAUGGACAUCCUAGCAACGAUGCGGCCCCUCCUUGGUUGUUCUGUACAUAUCUUCGGGACACCUUCCGAGAUGCUCUGUUCCGCGUCAGCUCGUGUCCAACAUGGGCCGGCCGCCGGGCCGCCAAUGCCGAUGCCGAUGCUAUAGAGGAUUUGACUUACUCAUUGCUGGCCGAUCGAUGGGCCUCGUCUCUGUUCAUGGCAAACAACAGGACCCGUGAGAUCCGCAUCCUGACCCCGUGGAGGGUGGAAAACUGGUGUAUCACCCUAGGCCGAAGUGGCAAAGCGAGGCUCAAAUGCUGCUGGGAAGAAGAUCCAGUCGUCUUCGUCGGAAAAUGGCUCUGGUUGGGUGACUUCGAUGUUGACCUUUCGCUCCGAGAUUGA
Thyridium curvatum is the source of this 468-nucleotide messenger RNA. RefSeq lists its product as uncharacterized. The record is from RefSeq and is a predicted model, not a curated record. Bases 1 to 468 code for a protein of 155 amino acids. Lineage: Eukaryota; Fungi; Ascomycota; Sordariomycetes; Thyridiales; Thyridiaceae. The transcript is spliced from 3 exons.